Molecule: messenger RNA, 4943 nt
Organism: Drosophila hydei
Lineage: Eukaryota; Metazoa; Arthropoda; Insecta; Diptera; Drosophilidae
Gene: xmas
Product: protein xmas-2
Exons: 3
Coding region: 415-4914 (1499 amino acids)
Biological process (GO): mRNA export from nucleus
Cellular component (GO): cytoplasm; nucleus; transcription export complex 2
Molecular function (GO): nucleic acid binding
Source: RefSeq, a predicted model, not a curated record
AACACUUUUAUUAAAAUUAUUUUUAUUCAACCAUAUAUAUAUUAAUUUAUCAAGCCAGAUAUUGGUUAGAUUGUUUAUGAUUACAAACUAAUUGUAUUUUCAGUGCGGUGAUUAUUGAAAACCAUUUAGGAUAAUUAAAGAAUCAUUAGUAUUACGUCCAAUUGGGUUUGUCGACUUUGACUACAAAAUCUUGCCGCGCAAACGUAUGACCAGACUUACCAAAUUGAAUGUGACCAUAUAUUAUGUCGUAGCUGACUAGCUUAUCGAAUGCAAUCUAAUUAAAUCGAUACACAUAUAUGCAAGAAGCAGGAUUCAGUGUGACCAAAAUAAAAUUGGUUGCGAAUUGCGAAUGUGUAAAUUGGCUAUGAGCCCAAGGAGCAAGACGAGAUUUGCAUAGCAUUUGUAUUUUCUGAUAUGGCGGAUGGACGCUCAGACGGUACCUAUAACUACAAAACUUUGUUAUGCACAAACAUACCAGAACUGUUUCUCGACAAAUAUGUGGCGCGCACGCAUUUCGGUCGCUUUGGCAACCUUGUGAACGUUGUGCUGCGUCCUCGACGCAUGACCUGCACUGUGAGUUAUGCCACCGAAGCUGAGGCAGCCUUUGCACUGCGCGAGGGUAACAUCUACAACGGACACGAGUUCGAGAUGAGCUAUGCGGAGAAUGAGACCGCGCCGGCACAAAAGACAGAGGAGUGGGUCGAUCCUGACGUGCAGGCGGAGCUAAGUGUCUUGAGUGCCGGCUGGCGCAACGAAUAUGGAAAUAACAAAGCGAGCGCAGCAAAGACACAAGCUUCAGCUGCAACUGCAUUUGGCACAAGCAAAGCUGCUUCAACUCCAACGAGCGGCAAUGUUGAUCGGGAAAGAGAACGAGAGCGUGAACGUCAACGAGCACCCGCUCAAUUCAAAGCCGCCAAACAGGAACUGGAGUCAAUAAUGCGCAAGCCGGCGCAUACAAGCGAAGAAAAAUAUCGCGUGUUGGAUGCACGUGACAAAUUGUUGCGACUGAAUCAAAAACGCGGCACAGCGGAUGCUCAGCGUCUGCAGGGCCAUUGUCCGGAUAUGUGCCCGGAGAAGGAGCGUGUGCUGCGGGAAUUUCAACGACAGGUGGCCAUUUACGAGCUUAAGCCGGGCUCCGAUGAGCAGAUCUGCCAUGAGCUCGCCUUGAAGCAAUAUUCCCGCAGCAGCGCCGAUCAGGAGACACCGCUACCUCAUGAACUGCGCGCGGAACCCGCACUUCAUAUGACCAUGAGUUACCUAAUGCACGAGAUAAUGGAUGUAAGCGAAAAGACGGAUAAUCUGGGCGAUUGGUUCCAUUUCGUUUGGGAUCGCACACGCUCCAUACGCAAGGAGAUCACACAGCAGGAGCUGUGCUCUCUCAGUGCCGUCAAACUGGUGGAGCAGUGCGCACGCUUUCACAUACACUGCGCCGCCCGCCUGGUGGCCGAGGAUCCCAGCGUCUUUGACGCCAAAAUCAAUGCCGAGAAUUUAACAAAAUGUUUGCAAACGCUCAAAUACAUGUACCACGAUCUGCGCCUCAAGGGCGUCCAGUGUCCACGCGAGCCCGAAUUCCGGGGCUAUAUCGUGCUGCUCAAUCUGGCAGACGCUAACUUUCUGUGGGACAUUGGUCAGCUGCCCGUUGAGCUGCAAAACUGCUCGGAAAUCCGACGGGCCAUUCAAUUUCAUUUGGCGCUGCAGGACACGAACUUCGUGCGUUUCUUUCAGCUGCUGAGCGAACCGGAGACGAGUUAUUUGAGCGCCUGCAUUCUGAUCACCUAUUUUAUACGCCUGCGCAUUUUGGCCUUGCACCGCAUCGUGCAGGCCUAUCGAGCACCCCGCAAAUAUGAAUUCUCCUCACUGCCCGUCAGCUAUAUACGCCAGAUGCUGCUCUUUCCCAGUGAUGAGGAGACAGUCCAAUUUGUCGAAUGCUGCGGCUUGAAUGUAAAUCAAGCGGAUCGCGUCGAACUGACGCGCAUUCAUACACCGGAGCACUACAAGCUGAGCAGACAGUUCGAGUUAGUGGAAUCGAAGCGUCAGCAGAGCGUAGGCGAAUGCAUUUGUGGCGAGCCGUUGCCGCCGAAGUCACUCUACAGCAAUCAUCGGCCACACAACAGCUUUAAUGAGCAGGGAUACCUUAAGACCAGCGCCUGGACGGCCAGAGAUCAGCUGCCGAAUAGCGAGGAGCUGGAAGAGGAAAUAAGAGUAGCUCCAAGGGCAACAGUGCGAGCUGCGAACACAGAAACAACAGCAGCAGCUCUUCAGAGCACAGCACCGAUUGAUAAUCUGUUCAAGGUGCCGCUAUUUUCGGUACCCAUAUCGCCAAAGAUCAAGGCAACCACGCCACCACCUCAACUGCCGCAGUCACAGCCGCAGUCGCAGCCGCAGCCGCAGCCGCAGCCACAGCCCACAUUCAGUAUGCCAGCGCAGACAAGUAACAAUAUCUUCGGCAUCGAUACGCCGCAGCAGCAGCGCGCUGUUGUACUUGGGAGCAACAUGGCUGAACCAAAGCCCAGCCAGAGUUCAGCCAUUAACUUCAGUUUUGUAGCCGCCGUUGCUGCCACGACGGCAAAGCCGGCACCAAGUGCGACUAGUGUAGCCGAGCAACAGCGACAUCCGAAGGCCGCCGAAUUGGCUGCACUGCAGCAGGCCAUCGUGGCUACUAAGCAGCGUGAGCUGGAACUGCUAGAACUACAAAAGGCCAAGGCGGAGCAAGCGGAACGUGCGCGACGGCAGCGACUGCUCGAUCAAAAGCAGGCCAAGGAGAAGCAACAUCGUCAGCAGCAGGCACAGGAAGCAGCCGCAGCUGCUGCAGCAGAGGCGGUAGAGGCGGAGCGUCGGCGCUUGUUACGCAUCGCAGUGGAGCGUGAGGCACAGUGUAAGCAGCUACUGGAAGAUUUGAUCGCUGAGCAUCUGAAGGAUUUGUGUAAUCUGGAAUAUCGCCUGCAUCACAGUGCCGUGGCCAUAUACGAUUCGCUGCUGGAGCAGGAAAUUGUCGAGCUGGUCAAAAGGAACAUGCUGCGCACCGACUACGAACUGGGUCUGAUGCGUCACUACUGGCGACGCUGGCGCAACUAUCGACGUGUGCAGCUGCGCAAGGAUGCGCUCUUUGCCUGCCUGCCGCUGAGCUUUGGCGGCGAGUCCAGCGAACGACUGUUAAAUGUGAAAACGGUGGAGCAGCCGUUGCGUCUAAUGCGGCGCUAUCGUCAAGGCGAGGCGUGCGACUAUCGACAGCUGCUGGCGGGCAUGGAUGAUCACUGCUGGCUCAAGCUCGAUAUCUGGGAGCUGCUGUCCCGCACGCUGCAGCAAUACACGCCUGGUGCUCGUCACUAUUUCAAGCUGUUGCUAUCGCUGCCCGACAGUAGCGCGGGCCUCGUCAUGGAACAUGCCUUGGAUCGGGGUGUGCUGCAACAGCCAAUGCAGAGCGAAGGUCAACGAUCGGAUGCAGAUGGUGCCUACAUAAGUGGACUGGCACAUGGUGUCGCAUUGUGCGUCCACAAGCUGAAGGGCAUGCCGCAAGCGAAUGCUAACCAGCUGAGCAAUACAGAUGGCAUUAUAUGCUUCGUGGAUGUGAAGCAACUGCCAGAGGCGCGUCAACGCUUGCACAGCUUGAUCAGGAACAGUGGCUGCGAGUAUGUGGCGCUGAUUGUGCAGCAGCAGCAGCAGGAAACGCAGGAGGCGCUUCUGGCGGAGCAAUUACAGCUUGAAACGUUGCGCGCGUAUCGCAUCUUCGACUGCCGCACCAUGACACGUGGCAAGCAGAAGCUGCAGCUGGUCGCUCUGCUUCAAUGUGCAAUUCAAUUUUUGGCCAAGCAGCCGCAUCGCAGUCGCAGGUCACUGCAACAGAUGGAGCUGCGCGAAUGGCUGCUCCGCCACUUGGGCGAUGAGCUGUAUGAUCGACUGCGCUAUGCGUCGCAGAGAGAUGCGACCAUUGGACGGCGCUGUCGUCAGUCGCCUCAGUUCUGUGUUCAGCUGUACAACGAAGCAGUGCGCCGUCUGCAGCUGGUGGCGGGCGAGCAGCUAGAAGAUCGACCACAACUGCCACAGGAGCUGCGUGUCUAUGUUGAGCCACUGCCGCCGCAGGCACCGUUGCCCAAUCGACUGGAGUACUUUGUGAGUGGCUGGCACACGCGUGAGCAGCGAGCGAAGAUUGUGCAGCUGCUGGAGCAGGCCAAGCUGCCGGAGAUGUUGCCGCUGCCAGCGACAAGCGACAAAUCGCAACGAGAGCUUUGUGAAUGGCUCCUCAACUAUGCACAGCUGAGCGAAGAGGAAUCGCAUAUUGAAACUGUGGCACUGCGUGCGAUACAAACACUGGAGCUGCAGCUACGCACGGGCAAUCCUAACUAUCUAGACAUUGUCGAGAUCUUUGCCAAGGAACGUCUACAUUUUGUACUGCAGCGCAAUGCCGCAUCGGUGCCAGUAGCCAUUGUUUACAGACGUCACACCAUGCAUCGUCAAUUUGAGACGCACUGGUAUUAUAUGUGGCAGCCACCUGAAGAGCCAGCAGCAGCAGAUGAACAGCCGCAAGAUGAAGAGCUGGCGCUGGAAAUAGACGCAUUAACGCAGCAAGAGCCGAUUAGCUAUGAGCAAGUGCUGCAACAAGCGCAAGCUGCGUUGGACAAAUGCCAGCAGCAACAUGUUGAGCGCAAGACUUUAACUGUGUUGAACGAACCGCUUGACACACUGGAGCGCACCAUCGAACGAUGCGACCGACAGUCUCUAGCCGGGCAACACGAGCAGCAUCAGCGACGACAGGCUGAAAACUUGCCAAUGCAGCCGGUCAACAAGCGUCAACGUCUUAGCGCAUCAGAUGAGUGUGCAGCUGUGUUGGAUCGCACCGAGAGGCUGCUCAAUGUCAGUCAAACGGCUGAAGAGAGACGUCUUCAAGUACUGCAACGUGCCAAUAAGUUUUUAUAAGCGCCGACGCAUUUAUUUAUACUAUAUAC